AUGGAGCCCACCAACCAAGUGUUCGAAGAAGACCGCAAGACCAUCGACGAGGACCUCACUACCAUCGACGACGACAUUCUCAUCUACACAGGCGAAAGACGGCAUACGCAGAUGGCAUUGAUGCCAUCGCUGCCCUUGGUGCCACUGCAGCCUGUUAGGACGAAGAAAAGGAAACGUGACUCCGACGGUUCUCCUUCUCCGAGGCCAGAAAAGAAGCGCAGACCGGCUUUUGCAAACCUGCACGAGUUGCUGGUAACCUACCGCGGCCUGCAGGAAUGGGAACGCAAGAUCAGCGAAGAUCUUGCAUACUGCCAGAAGCUGAUAGCCAAGCACCACAGCGGCAGUAUAUUCCAGCCCAAGUAUCGUCCGGGGGCUGAACCGCCUCUCUUCGAAUACGUGCGGUCUCCCUUGUGUGAGAAGAUCGAGGUAGACGCGGAGGAGGAUGCCUGUGUGGAGGACGCCCGUGUGGAGGCACUAAGACAGGCCAGGGAGCGGUGCCUAGAGGGCUACCUGAACGCGGAGGAGGAGCACCGGCAGGCCCUGUUUGAGGACUGCAGAGAAAUGGAAACUGGAGGCAGGGGAUCGGCUCGGAAGGAAGCAAGCGACGAGGGAGACCAGAACCAACCAGAGGGACAUUCCUCGUUUUGGGGGCAUGUGCAACGAUUCUUCUGGAUGAUGUGGUGA
Molecule: messenger RNA, 684 nt
Organism: Penicillium bovifimosum
Lineage: Eukaryota; Fungi; Ascomycota; Eurotiomycetes; Eurotiales; Aspergillaceae
Exons: 3
Coding region: 1-684 (227 amino acids)
Source: RefSeq, a predicted model, not a curated record